Messenger RNA from Chelmon rostratus (copperband butterflyfish), 3555 nucleotides. It is a transcript of the gene il6r, whose product is annotated as interleukin 6 receptor. Gene Ontology annotation, molecular function: protein binding; cytokine receptor activity. Gene Ontology annotation, biological process: cytokine-mediated signaling pathway. Gene Ontology annotation, cellular component: membrane; external side of plasma membrane. The transcript is spliced from 11 exons. Bases 199 to 2031 code for a protein of 610 amino acids. NCBI's taxonomy places the organism in Eukaryota, Metazoa, Chordata, Actinopteri, Chaetodontiformes, Chaetodontidae. The record is from RefSeq and is a predicted model, not a curated record.
GGGGAAGAGCGAGGGGAUUUCACAAUAACGGGUCUUACGGACAGCAGACUGCCGCAACCAGAGGAAGCCGGUACUUCUGCUGGAACCAGCCUGUCUGCAGUGGAGGACUUUGAGAGGACUCACAGCUCUCUCCAACUGAUGCUUGCGAGUGUCCAGUGAUGGUGUGAGGACUCGGCGAAGGGAGAUCCAUGCGCAAAAAUGCGGAAUCUUCUCCCUUUGCUGUGCGUCCUGUGCGCCACGCCGGUCCACAGCAUCUUCGACGGAACCUGCCUCAAAAAAGACCCUCCCCCUGGUGCCUUGGUUUUAUCCCCAGGCAGUAAGUUGGUUCUGACCUGCAGCGGUCAUGUGACGGUGGACGGAGUGAAGGUGAGGAACAGCUCGAACACCAAGAGAAGAGGCAGCCCCUCGGGGGCGACCCCGACCGCUGUAAACGUCGUAAACAACCCUGGAGUUCCCGUGGACAGUGACAAACCUGCCAUGCAGAAUGCUCUGAGCGAUGGCUACCGCUCUAACCCUACUGAGGCAAGAGACAACAGAGGCCUCAGACACACAGACACAGGACACACAGCUUCUCCCUCUGCUCAUGUGGUCCAGCCAACCAGUGUGCAAAGACUGCUAAAGGGCGGAGAGAUGGAUGGUGAGGCUGAUUAUGAGGAAGAGGAGGAGGAGGGGGAGGAAGGGAGCAGGGUUACAAGGGGCAUAAAGUGGAAGACUCAGUGGAGGUGGAGCGGGAAGACGGUGGGAAAAGGAGACCAGGGGGAAAUCUCAUUUGAGAGGACAGGGGCUACACUGUCUCUGUCCUCUGUAAGACUGGCGGACUCUGGGAAGUACAUGUGCUAUCACAGAGGCAGAGAGAGGUUCUCCUUAAAGGUGAUCGUCGCAGAUCCUCCAGAGAGUCCAAGCCUGUCCUGCUACAAAAAGUCACCCAGCAGUAAGAUUCGCUGUGAGUGGACGCCUCAGAAGCCCGUCACUAUACAACCGAAGUGUUACCUCUUACUCAGCAAAAGAAAGCAGCUGACAGUGGAGAGAGGACUGGGAAUGAGGGGAGAGAGAGGUCCGGGCCACUCUGAUUCACAUACCAGCUCCACACAGGCCUUCCUUCGCUUGCAGUGCUCGUACUCAUCUCGGGCCUCCCGCUGUUGGUGCGCCCUGGACCACGAUGAGGACGAGCUGAGAACCGUUCACUUGGCCUACCUGUGUGUUACAAGCAUCGCGGGCAACGCCACCAGCCCCCUGGUGGACUUCACGCCUCUGCGCAUUCUAAAGCCUGACCCUCCGUCAAAUGUGUCAGUCCGACCGGUGGAGAGACAGGCGACGAGGAUGAAGGUCACCUGGAGUCUCCCGACCUCCUGGAAGUCUCAAGACAACUAUUAUGAACUAAUCUAUGAGAUCAAAUACAAACCUCUCAGGUCCUCGUUUUAUCACGAGCAGAUACACAAGAUUAAGGGCCAGCGGUCCCACACUAUCACUGAUGCAAUGCCUGGUGUUGAGUACCUGAUACAGCUCAGAACUAAGGAGGAGUAUGAUGGUGUGUGGAGUGACUGGAGCACACCUGUCUGUGCCAUUGGUGGGGCAGAUCAAAACGGUGAUCUGACUACCACAUUGUUUCCAGUCUAUAUAGACACAGAGGGCUCUGGUCCAGAUGGCAGUGUGACUGAUGUACCUUCAGUUGCUGCAGUUCCAACAGACUCUGCGGUGGUGUCACCUCACGUCCUGUGGAUCUCGGCUUUAUUUGUUCUCUUGUCAGUCAUUUUGGCUGCCUACAUAUUCAGACACAAGGACCGAUUCAUGUCUAAACUCCAGAGUCUGAGUGUCGUCACCCAGUGUGGAGGCUCACCUCAGCCUCCGCCCUCCGCCCCAACAGCUCCAGAAGGGCAAGCUCUGGUGACCUUUGGCCCUCCAAUUUACAAUGAACCCCCACCGAGUGAAGUGGAAGAAUGGGGAGAAGAAAAUGAAGAACACUGCAGGAAUGAGAGGAUAGAAGCCAUGCACUUUAACAACACAAGUUACUUCUUUCUGCAGCAGUACUGAUGGCCAGGCGGGUCAGGGACUGAAACUAGCCAGAGAUUGUUUUUCACUUCACAGCCAGGACAACGGACCUGAAUCGAAUGAGUUCCUGGUGGAAGCAAACUCAGGAACAGCUUGUAUAUUAUAUCUUCUAUAUCUUUCCAGGUCUAACUCUAUCUCAAGCCUAAAAAUCUCUACAGGACUUUUUUUUUUUGUAUUUGUAUUUGUAUUUUAUUGCGCCUGGGCAGCGUUUUAGUGCCUCUCUCCUAUGUCUGUGUAAGUUUAAAGCAUCUUGAUAAACUGUAGACUAGAUGUAAGCCUAAUGAGAGGCCUGAGUCUAGCAUACCACCUCGUGUUCUGUUUGUAUAUCGUUUUGUUAAGGUUUAUCAAAUAUAUCACUCACAUCUCGCCCACUCAGUUUCCAGGUAUUCUUUACAAAAUUUGAAAAAGAAUUGGCCCUUUGUCUGUUUUUCUGCCUUUUAAACUGGUUAAGAUGGGUUGAUCGUCGUGUUGCUGCUAUGAAGGACCCUCAAGGAGAUUCUGUCAAGUCAAGUCAGGAUUAUGAACUAUGCAAAACGCCUCCCACCCUUCUCCAAAGCAGUUAAAGACACCUCAGCUGCAAAGGAUGCAACCAGGGCACGGUUUGGUGCCACUUCAAGUGCAGGCGGUUCCAGUUACCUCUUUGCAAAUACUGUGAGCCGCUGCCAAGAUCGUCCAGGCCUUAACCUCACAAGCACAACUGUAUGGUCGUACAAACUGGAUCUCAAAAAUGAUUCAAAUGCAAUGCUAACAUGCUGAUGUUUAGCAAAUGUUUACUGUGUUCACCAUCUUAAUUUAGUGUGUUAGCAUGCUAACAUGUGUGUCAUCACUAUACACAAAGUACAACUGAUGGGAGUGUCAUUAGUUUUGCAGGUAUUUUGUCAUAGACCAAAAUAUCCAACAAAUUCACUUUCAAUUCAUUUUUGACCUGAUGAUGGGGUGAGAAAAAGAGUCAGAGGAUCACCAAAAAGAUUACAAUUCAUCCAAAUCUGAUGACACAGCUAAUGAUCCAUCCCAGUAGUUGUUGAGAUAUUGCUGUCUGGACCGAGCAGGUGGACCAACCAACCAACUUCUGUAACCAUGCUGCUUGUGAGGGUAAAAUAUGAACUCAUACUGCUGAAAACCAUCACAGGCAUUACAGCGGUAGAAUAGAAAAUCAGUUUGUGUUGCAUUUCACUAGUUCUGCCGGUUAAAGUCCACAAUCUCUCUGAUGAGAGAUGAUAAGAUAAGAUAAGAUAAGAUAAGACUUUAUUAAUCCCCUACCAGGGAAAUUCAGAUGCUACAGGCAGCAGGCAAUAGGGGGAUUCAGGAUGCAGCUUUUUCUUCUUCACCCUGUUGCCAGAUGACAUGUGACUUUGAUGUGCAUCUGGAGCCAUGAAAAAAAUCCAUUAUUUCUCAAGCCAGUGUUUCCCCAACUGUCAGUCACAGGUUGUCAUCACUGGACUUUACCUGCGAUAAAAUGUGCUACAUAAAUAAAAUGUCCUGAACUAUAAAAGAACCAUGUACUAU